This is a messenger RNA of Sphaeramia orbicularis (orbiculate cardinalfish), 7719 nucleotides long. Its product is annotated as LON peptidase N-terminal domain and RING finger protein 2. The record is from RefSeq and is a predicted model, not a curated record. The transcript is spliced from 12 exons. Lineage: Eukaryota; Metazoa; Chordata; Actinopteri; Kurtiformes; Apogonidae. Gene Ontology annotation, molecular function: protein binding; ubiquitin protein ligase activity. Bases 1030 to 3360 code for a protein of 776 amino acids.
AAUUGUAAAAUCCAAAGCAGCAGCAGCAGCAGCAGCCUUUAGCUGACGGAGCUAGCUGGCUAGCGACCAAAAUGGAGAACCCAGGGGGGAGCUCUGUUUUCCUGAGGGUUUUCACCUCUUUGGAGAGACGGACAUGACAUUUGGAUGCGGCGAAAUAAACUGGCUUUAGAACAACAGAAAAGAAUUUGCUUGUGGACUUCGCCGAGCCGCACCGGGCAGCUCUCCGCGGUAACGUUAGCUAACUGCUGCGGCUUCAACGCGUUCAGGGUCUCUUACAUAAAAACAACAACAGCCGAUCAGCUGCGGCUCACCGGACCAAGCACAGUCUGCGGUCUGGAGCCAAAAUAGCUUCUUUCCAGCCUUCAUUUACUGUAGAUUUGUAUAAGAGGUAAAGUCUACAGUUGUUUAAUUUAUGUUAAAAUAUCUGAACUGCGAGUUAACGCGAUAGAGCAAGUGGAGAAUAAGCUUCUUACUUGCUAAGCCCGGUGGGUUUUACCAUCCACCGGGGUUGUAGUUGUAGUCAAAAACCGGUAGGAUUAUUUUACUCCAUUUUUUAAAAAAGUUAUUAUAUCAGAGGAAGUAUCCACCUGUUAUUGGAUAACAUUAAUAUACCGCCUCUUUCGUUGUAAAGGGGGCGAGAGAGAGAAACAGAGAGAGAGAGAGUGGACCGAGUACCGCCGACCUUUCAGACCUUUAAGACACUGGAGACACCGGUGAGUGCCUGAAGCUGCACCUCCGGCUGGAUUUAUCAGCGCACAAACCACACUUUACUACUCUGUGACUUCCACAUGGGCCAGCAGUAUUAGGUAAACGUCCUGUUUUAUUGAAUGUGAAGAAACAUGCCUCGGAAUGCAUCCUAACCUACUUCCUGUGGCCAGCAGUCCCAGUCGGACACCAGUGAUGGUUGUUGGGGUUUCCACCGGGCUGAUAUCUGAGCAGAGUGGGGGGUUAGGUUUGCAGUUUCCAGACUAUCACUGAUUGAGCCUCUUUGCCGUCUGGUUAUCUGAUUUUCCCUUUUGGGAGAAGAAGAUGGAGACGGGUAUCCGGCCUCAUCAGGGCGAGGUGUUCGUCCACCCGCUGUCCAACCCCGCAGCAGCCGGCAUCUGUCCGGAGAUGCUGGAGGUGGCGGAGGAAGCCAACCGGGCUGGGGACUUUGACCUGGCUGUGGAAAUCUACAGCUCCCAGCUCCUUGACCUCCAGCAGCCGGACAGGGGCUUGUGUCUGAGAAAGGCCGACUCACUGGCCCGUGCAGGACGGAUUUCAGAGGCUCUGGACUCGUACUGCAUAGCAGCCAGUCUGGGUAAACUGCGGCCGGAGGAGCUUCCACUCCUGGUGGAAACAAUCGCACGGAGUCUGCGGGAGAAAGAGCUGGGCAUCUCUGGGACUUUAAACGGUCACCUUAAAAGUAGCAAUGGAGAGGAUGGGGGUGAAAGUGAUGCAGAGUGUGCUGAAGACGAAGCCCUGGACCUGUUUUCCUGUCGCCUUUGCAAGUGUCUGCUUCAUGAACCCACAACUGUGGAGUGUGGCCACACUUUCUGCAAACGCUGCCUAGACUCUGUGAAAGACUGUAUACACUGCAAAGACAAGCCGAACAAAAGAGAUGGGCUGCCAAAUGGUCGGCGACUAGAUGUAGUUCUCAGCGGGCUGAUAGAUAAACUUUUUGCAACUGAGAGCAAAGCGAGGAGACUGUGGAUGGAGGGGGAGGUUUUGCGGGAUAAAAAUGAUCUGAUGGAUGCCUUGGAGAAGUACAACGCAGCAGUGGAUCUAGCGCCCUCUUCAGGCAGACUGCUGAGACAGCGGGUCGAGCUACACAUGGAGAUGAUGAACUUCAGUCAGGCCGUGCAGGACGCCAGCAUCCUCUGCAGGAUGAAACCUCUGUGGACCAAGGCACACUAUCUGAAAGCCACAGCACUGACUAAUGCAGGGCGGAAUGACGAGGCCUUGCAGGAGUACUUCCUGUGUCUGGCACUCAAGCCUGACUGGACCAAAGUCAAACUGGAGGCUCAGAAGGUUCUUAGCGAGCUGUUUUCUUCUGUGUUUGAGAGAGAAGACCUGCCAACCCCACUGCACCCACUGCAGGGGGGGUUGGCCACCCGCCUCAUCAAACCACAAGCCCUGCUGAUGUCCCUGAGACCACUUACACAGAGGCCUGGAUCCUCCUCACAGGACUCGGAGUUCAGUGUGACUAAAAACACUCCAGUGGACGACUCAUCCUCCAGACUCUCUGCUCUUGCUUCUGGGAAGUCAGACCCAGCUGCAGGGGAGAGUAGCACCAAGAGCCUGGCCGGAGUCCUGGCUGCACUGCCAACACCCCCUGGUGGCCUUAAGAGGAAACACAGCGGAGAUGGACCCACAGAAGCCUUCAUCCCUCCCUCCAAACUGCUCAGACCUGAUGAGGGAAGCAGUCUUCAACCGGCUGCUCUGUGUGGACUGAGGAGAGUUUCUGCUGAGCUUUUGGACAGUGGAGAUUUGGAGUGUUCACUCUGCAUGAGAUUAUUCUAUGAGCCAGUAGCGACCCCCUGUGGACACACCUUCUGCCUCAAAUGUCUUGAGCGCUGCUUGGACCACAAUCCAAACUGCCCUCUCUGCAAGGAGAAUCUGUCUGAGUAUCUGGCCACUAGGGGCUACAAUAAGACCCUGCUGAUGGAGGAAGUGCUGCAGCGUUACCUAGGAGAUGAGCUGGCAGAGAGGAAGAAGAUCCACGAGGAGGAGAUGAAGGAGCUCUCCAACUUGAACCAGGAAGUGCCAAUCUUUGUGUGCACCAUGGCCUUUCCCACUAUCCCCUGCCCACUGCACGUGUUUGAGCCUCGCUACCGUCUCAUGAUCCGCCGCUCCAUGGAGACCGGCACCAAGCAGUUUGGCAUGUGUAUAGCUGAUGAACUCAAAGGCUUCGCUGACUACGGCUGCAUGCUGCAGGUACGAGAUGUGAAGUUCUUUCCUGAUGGUCGGUCAGUAGUUGAUACUAUUGGUGUGUCGAGGUUCAAAGUUCUCAGCCAUGGACAAAGAGACGGCUACAACACAGCAAAGAUUGAAUAUCUGGAAGACCGGAAGGUGGAGGGGGAGGAGCUGGUGGAGCUUCUGAAACUGCAUGACUCUGUGUAUGAGCAGGCCAACAGCUGGUUCACCUCCCUGAAAGACAACAUGAAAAGCCAGAUCCUCAGCCACUUCGGGCACCUUCCCAGCAAAGACCCUGACCCACAGGCCAGUCCCAGCGGUCCGGCCUGGUGCUGGUGGCUGCUCGCUGUCCUUCCUCUGGAGAAUCGAGCCCAGCUCACCAUCCUGGCCAUGACCUCCCUCAAGGACCGCCUCAUCGCCAUCCGCAGGGUCCUCAUCUUUGUUACACGCAAGAGGCCCCGAUGAUCGCCGUGCUGCCUGGAAGACGGACUUAACUGUUGGGCUUCUAUGCACCUCAGCGAUUCAUUCAUUCAUCCACUGAUUUACUUGUUUGGUCCCUCAGUGGCCGUGUCAUAUUCUCAUUACUUAUGUUACACUGGCCAUUCUACCAGAUUGGUGCAAACUGCCGUCCCGCAACCAAAAAACUCAUUUAAUAGAUUUUAUAAGUAAAGUAUUUAACAUUUUCCUUAAAAACACUGUGUAAACUCUUACAAUAAUAGUUCUCCUCAGUCAUCUCUUCUGACCCCGGAGCUGUGAGUGGUGGUGUUUUUACCUCCAGACACUCUGUCCUCUGCCUGUGUUUACUCUUUUCCUUAUGUUUUUAUGGGUUUGGGACGUUUGUGGACGUGGACCAUUGGGCAGUGAGUCAAUAACAGCAUCCCGCAGCAUGCAUGGGCAGAACAAUAGAAAAACUGAGGCUACUCCACUGAGAAUUACUGCCCUUACUGCAGUCUUUCUGAGAGACUAAACUCUGGGCAAAGCAUGAACAGAUGCACAACUGCUGUGUUUUCCCUCUGAAACAUUCCCUUAGACUGUAGUGAAGGUGUGGGUUUGUUUAUUUAUCAGUGUUUUUACAAAAUAACUACUGUGACUGAAUCAGGAAAAUAAUGUUUUAUUUUUCUGUUUCUCUGCUUUCCCCAUGCAGUCUGCUGUUUUGUUUUUUUUUUUGACCAACACUCUUACCGGAGAGGAGGGACUUGCAAAUACAAAUGAGAAAUGUUACGUAAUUUACUUUAAAAUAUUUAUGAUGUUAUGAUGUUAAAUGCCCUUGUAAUGUAUAAAAGCCAAAAUAAUAUUUGAGAUAGCAGCAAGCAUAACAUAAUAUAUGAUAAUAAUAAAUACCCCCCCCCCCCCCCUUAAAAGAAAAAAAAUCUGCAUAACUUUGAACCCAUUUGCUGAGAUUUAUAGCCACAGAUUAGUCUGUCCUCAUCCAUCUGUCUGUCAUGGAUGCAUUCUGAGUAAAAACGUCCCCACAUUUUGCAUUAAAUUUCCUUACACUACCCACAUUUUUGCACAACAGUUAAACUGUAGAAACUGAAGAACUGUGAGAUUUCUCUUCCACUCUGAAGAGAAAAAAAACAUACCCUAAUGUCAGUAUUAGUACUAGAGGUUUUUCUUUUUUUUUUUGGGAGGGAAAUAAGUGGGUUCUGUAUUUUCACAUUCAGAUAGGAAUUGCUAAUGAACUCUUUCAUUCUUGGAGCUGUUUUACAAAUAUUGUAAUAGAUUUAAAACCAUCUAAAAAUACAUAGUUUUUGUCAUCUAACAACAACAUUAACAGCUUAGAAGUGUGGCCGCAUGUGUCGAGCAUACACUUAUUUUCUGUAAUUCUUGAUGUGUGUGAAAAAACCAUUUGUAGAUCAGCAUUUUUGACAUAGACAAAACUAUGUACUUGAACAGUCACAUGAAACAGAUUCAGGUUUUGGUAGUGGCAUAAAAAUGAGAAAUGAUGAUUUUUAUCUACUUCACACUUGCUGCUAUCCCAAACAUUGUCCAGAUUUUUUUGAAUACACAAGGAUUUACUGACUUUUAAAUUGUGCUUUAGGUUGUAUUCCAGCAGUUUACACCUGUUUUGAUAGAAUGGCCCAAUCAUUCUUUCACUCCGUCAUCAUUCUGUCAUGAACUCUUGUUGUGUUGUGAGCCUUUCUGGGCAGAGAUGGGAUGUGGUGUUGGUAUGAGUGUGUUCAUCCAACGCUCCCCUCCCUCCUGCUUAUUGUCAUCGGAUUUAUUAUUUUAGUACGCACAUCUCUCAGUUACCUCUCACAUCUUGUUCUCGGUUGUGGCUGAUGUAAAUGGAGUCGGGCAGAUGACUACACUUGACUCCUGGUUAUGAAGGAACAAAAAUCUGUUGUGUAAGGUCAAAAGGAAUUCAUUUUUCACCACCUACACUCUACAAGUUCUCUAUAAGCUAAAACAUCCAGUAUUUGAUGCCUGCAAAGCAGUGUGGUCUCCUACAUCCCACAAAUAUGACAGUCUUUAUAGGUUUGGUCCAAACUAAAACACUCAUCUCCUGCAAUAUAAAUCAAAAACACAAACACAGGGAACACACACUAAAGUGAAUGUACUGGUCCGGCUGUGGUACACUGAUGUUUUUGUUUAGUUACAGAUCCUUUUAGUGAUGCACAGCAGAUCUGAUCCAGGUCUGUGCAUUAGCAGCAGCUGCUUCACUCUGAUUCUUCCUGACUUGAGCCAAAUUGAUGUGAAAAACCUGGAGCUCUCUCUCUCUUUUUUUUUUUUUUUUUUUUUUUUUUGCCUGCCGCACCCUAUGGUGGACGGGGCAUGUACCUCAGAUUGUUAGAUAGGAGAUAACGGGCGCCUUCAGAGUCACUGCAUUAAGAUGAGAUAGUGAUAGUAAUAACGAUAACACUACAAACAUUCAGACUUUAUUGAACAAGUGCAACUUUACAAUGUGCUCCAGUUGGUUUUUAGAUGAGAUUUGGGUAAUUUUUUUUCAAUAGUCCAUGAAUUGCUUUGGUCAUUGGAUUUUCUUUAAAUACACAAACAAACAGAAAAAAAUUAAAAUCUAAACUGAAAUUCAAACUGUAUCUUUUCAUAAAGCGAUUGUUUGAUAUUCAUCUUUUUUAUAUUGUAGGACAAAAGAUAGGAAAUAGAUGUUAACCACAAAAAAAUGUCUAGGACAAUUAUUAUUAGUAAGUAAAUGAAUUGUUAAUAUCCUAUCAAAUAACGUGUAAAACCUUUAGAACAUGGGAAUAAACUUUUGAUAGAUUUGGAUUAUUUGACCAGAUGGAAGGAACGAAAAUAUUGAUACACUUGAGGAAUGCCUUUCGUUAUGUUUUAUGAUACUGUAUCGGUUCUGAAAGACAAUAUAGUUGUUUUUUUAAGUAGCUUAGACUCAAAACAAAUCACAGCAGAUACUGGUUGACGACAUGUAGCAUCCACUAGGUAGCAGUGUUCUCAUGUGUCUUCUAACGUUUGACUAGACUCAACUUGAUCCAUAUUUUAUUUAUGAUGGAGUGUUCUUUAUACUGUGACAAUGUUUAUUACCUUAUAUAGUCAGAUUUCUGCCAAUACACUGCCGCUAUGACCAGGUCAGAUCAUGUAGACACUACUGACAAAAACCAUCAGUUUCUAUAAGGAUUUAAUUAUCAGUAUACAAAUGAAAAUUCAGUUCCAACAUCCAGUUUAAAUGAAAGGUGACUCUGGACAUGUGGUUUCACAGCAGUCCUCAGUGCUGCUUUUGGGAAACAACUGUGAAAGACUCCAUCCGGUCUCAGAAUAUGGGGAAAAAAAAAAAAAAAUCUAAAAUUUUCUACGAAACAGAAAAUCUAACUCUUAAAAAUCUUUACAUUUUACCUUUUGUGUAUGGAAAAGAAAAACACAUAUUUCACUCAUUUUGAGUUGUGUAUUUUUACGUACAAAUCAAACGCUACUCUGUUUUUUACCAUUAUUAUUUUUAAUAUCUGAAAACAGGGCUGGCAAUAUAUUCAAUUAAAGUUUUUGCUCUUUAGAAGUUGUAAAAAACACGAACAUUGAUGUUAGGAGACGUUCAACUCCUAACAAGAAGUGAAAAUAACCCUGUUUGCUUCUUACCAUAUAUGCUCAUUGUAAAUAUGUUUCUGCAGUCAUAUAUACUUCGUAGUAUAGUAUAAUUUUAGGGGAAGAAAGAUAUUUUUGAUUCGUGUUUUUUUUUUUCUUCUUGAUAAUGAGUAAAAAUGGGGGGAAAAAAAUGGAUUUACAUCAUUUUGGCCUCAUCGUACAGAAGAAAACUCCAAUGACCAAAACAUACAUGGACCUGGACUAGAAACUGGGUUUUCUUUCAUUUUAGGAAAUGCAGACACAAAUGCAUCCUUCCAGAUUCCCAUGAUCUGGACCUUUUGUCCUACUGUAGCAUAUCUCUGGGACUUCUGCUUAGAUUUAGGGGGUUGGCUGUGUAUUUUUUUCUUUUAAUUUUUGGGUUUUAUUUUGCUGUUUGUCUCUCUGUGCUAUGCCCUUAAGUGUAUGUGUACGGUGAAUUCUUAAGUUGGGUGAUUUUUAUGUAUAUCAAUGUAACUUUGAGGCCUUUUAAUGUUAAUUUAAGAAAUAAUUUCACCUUCUUUCUCUUUCACUCUCCCUGCUGUCUCUUUCUUUCAGUACGUUUUCAUGCACGCUGUGAUGUGAUUACUAUGGAGAAAAAAAAAAUGGCUUAAACGCAUCCUACGGAGGUUUGUCCUCAACGUGUAGUUAUGUUUACAUUCACUGUUCCACUGAUAAAUGCUGAAGUUGUUUCCUCGCAACCUCCUCACCAUGUCGGAAAACAUUAGCAAAACUAGUGGUUUUAGAAAUGUUGGAACCUACUUUAUUGUCAUCCACAUUUCAGCAAAAAAAAAA